Liolophura sinensis is the source of this 1402-nucleotide messenger RNA. Its product is annotated as leucine-rich repeat neuronal protein 1-like. The record is from RefSeq and is a predicted model, not a curated record. Gene Ontology annotation, molecular function: protein binding. NCBI's taxonomy places the organism in Eukaryota, Metazoa, Mollusca, Polyplacophora, Chitonida, Chitonidae. The transcript has a single exon. The coding region runs from base 1 to 1029 and encodes 342 amino acids.
AUGUCCAUAACCCUGGAUGGAAACCAGCUGACGUCACUGCCUAAAGCACUAUUGCAUCUGAAUGACGUCACAACUCUGACCGUUGACGGACUGAGUGACGAGGACAGUGACGUCAUGCAGCAUGUGAAUCGCACGUUACGUGGCUUCACUCUUUACGGAACAACGUUAGACGAGUCCACAUCUCUGGCGGCAAUGCAGUAUCUGAGCCAUUUGGAAGACCUGUCCAUUAUGAAAGUAAGGCUGGAGGAAAUACCAGACAGAGCGUUCAGUUCAAUAGCCAAGACAUUACACUACCUUCAUCUUAGCCAGAACGUUAUUCUUGGUAACUUUACGCUGCUCUGUGACUUAAAGUCUUUGAAAAGGAUCUACGUAUCUCACGUUGAAUUUGCUCCAGAUAUCCCUCCUGUCCCUAUAUGUCCUACACCGGUCUACUCUUCUGAACGCCUCGAUGUCACUCAGAGCCAGUUAGAGAGCUUCCCUGCGGCUUUACUCACGUUCCCCAAUCUGCAUGACUUAAGUCUGAACCAGAAUAACAUCACAGACAUCGACUCCUCCAUGGUGCCUGCCAACAACGAGGUGGAAGAACUACGCAUGUCCGGAAAUAGCCUUAUAGCGGUUCCAGACGCCUUAAAGAAGAUGAAACUGCUGCGGUACUUAGACAUGUCCCACAAUCAGAUCAUUGCUCUUAAAGACGGCGACUUCCAGAACUUGUUAGAGCUGAACACGGUUUUCUUAGACUACAACCCUAUCACGUUUAUCGCUAGGGCGGCCUUCCAGAACUGCCCUCGUGUACAGAAGCUGAGCCUGGCCUCUACCAUGCUGGUAAACGUGCCGGAGGCCAUGACGUAUCUGCCGAAACUCAAUCUGCUGGACUUCUCCGGUGCGCCUGUCAAGUGUGACUGCCGUAUCGUCUGGAUUUUAAAGCAGCGUCCAGGAAUUCGGGGAAACUGUCCUAAUUCCUCGGACAAAAUAUCAGACUUUUUCCAUCGCAGCAUCGUAUCUUGCGGAGAAAACCCAGCUAUUGGCUAAUAUUCAUGUUUCUACAUGCGCAGACAUGCAGAUUAAAAUUAUCUCCCGUCUUCUGGAACGAAUUCUGUUCUAAAGCGAACAUUUAAUAUGCGUAUACCGAAUCUCCGUUUUACAAAGCCAAAUCUGGAUCUUUACUUAAUUUUAAUUUGCAUUAAUUUAAUGUAUGGAAUUUUAACUGAAAUUGUUUUGGUGUGAUUCUGUUGAAAAAUGUGAGAAGAUUAAAAUAAAUUAUAAGGAUUAUAUUUACUUUAUAGAAUAAAGCUACAUACAUGUAACAGAAGACAUCAAAACCCACACGAAAAUGACUGGAUGUUGCUAUAUAUACGGGUUGACGAAAAUGGCAUGCCUAGAUAAAAGAGAAUUUGUCCAUUGU